Molecule: messenger RNA, 10505 nt
Organism: Mesocricetus auratus (golden hamster)
Lineage: Eukaryota; Metazoa; Chordata; Mammalia; Rodentia; Cricetidae
Gene: Il1rap
Product: interleukin 1 receptor accessory protein
Exons: 12
Coding region: 326-2383 (685 amino acids)
Biological process (GO): signal transduction
Molecular function (GO): interleukin-1 receptor binding; interleukin-1 receptor activity
Source: RefSeq, a predicted model, not a curated record
CAAUCGCGCAGUGGCGGGGGAGGAGCCCCGGAGGGGGAAAAAGAAAGUGCGGUGGAAAGUAAGAGGCUAGUCGGAGGAGGUUGGCAGGAUCUGGAUCUCCUGGGAUAGGCUCUGAUCAGGGUCUGGAAAGAGGCAGUGGCCGGCCACCCUGCACCCAUCCUGUCGCUGUCGCGGAGCCCGCUCGGCUGGCCCAGAAAGAAACACCGAAGAGGAGAGAAAUAAUAAGACAUUAAUUUUGACUGUGGAAUGCCAAUGCUGCUGAACCUGUGGGGUUAUUGCAGAGAGAGAUUAAUUAUGCAGAUCUGCCACCCUAGGCUUUGGAGUGAUGGGACUACUGUGGUGGUUGAUGAGUCUGUAUUUCUAUGGGAUCCUGCAGAGUCAUGCCUCAGAACGCUGUGAUGACUGGGGUCUGGAUACCAUGCGACAAAUCCAAGUGUUUGAAGAUGAGCCAGCUCGCAUCAAGUGUCCCCUCUUUGAACACUUCUUGAAGUACAACUACAGCACUGCUCAUUCCUCUGGCCUUACCCUGAUCUGGUACUGGACCAGGCAGGAUCGGGACCUGGAGGAACCCAUUAACUUCCGCCUCCCAGAGAAUCGCAUCAGUAAGGAGAAAGAUGUGCUCUGGUUCCGGCCCACCCUCCUCAAUGACACGGGCAAUUACACCUGUAUGUUGAGGAACACCACAUAUUGCAGCAAAGUUGCUUUUCCCCUGGAAGUCGUUCAGAAGGACAGCUGCUUCAAAUCCUCCAUGAGACUGCCAGUGCAGAAAAUGUAUAUCGAAUACAGUAUUCAUAACAUCACGUGUCCAAAUGUGGAUGGAUAUUUUCCUCCCGGUGUCAAACCAACCGUCACUUGGUAUAAGGGUUGUACUGAAAUAGUGGAUUUUCAUAAUGUACUGCCUGAUGGUAUGAACUUGACCUUUUUCAUCCCCUUGGUUUCAAAUAAUGGAAAUUAUACAUGUGUUGUUACAUAUCCUGAAAAUGGACGACUAUUUCGCCUCACCAGGACUGUGAGUGUAAAGGUGGUAGGCUCGCCAAGAGAUGCAUUACCACCCCAGAUCUAUUCUCCAAACGACCGUGUGGUCUAUGAGAAAGAACCAGGAGAGGAGCUUCUCAUCCCAUGUAAAGUCUAUUUCAGUUUCAUCAUGGACUCCCACAAUGAGAUCUGGUGGACCAUUGAUGGAAAGAAGCCUGAGGACAUCAUUGCUGACAUAACUACUAAUGAAAGCGUAACUUAUUCUACAACAGAAGAUGAAACAAGGACUCAGAUUUUGAGCAUCAAGAAAGUCACCCCUGAGGAUCUCAGGCGCAACUAUGUCUGUCAUGCUCGAAAUACCAAAGGGGAAGCCGAGCAAGCCGCCAAGGUGAAACAGAAAGUAAUACCGCCAAGGUACACAGUGGAACUCGCCUGCGGUUUUGGAGCCACAGUCUUUCUGGUGGUGGUUCUGAUUGUGGUCUACCACGUUUACUGGCUGGAGAUGGUCCUCUUUUACCGGGCUCAUUUUGGAACAGAUGAAACAAUCCUUGAUGGAAAGGAAUAUGAUAUUUAUGUGUCCUACGCAAGAAAUGCUGAAGAAGAGGAGUUUGUGUUGCUGACGCUCCGAGGUGUUUUGGAGAAUGAAUUUGGAUACAAGCUGUGCAUCUUUGACAGAGAUAGCCUGCCUGGGGGAAAUACAGUGGAAGCAGUGUUUGAUUUCAUUCAGCGGAGCCGAAGAAUGAUCGUUGUCCUGAGCCCUGACUAUGUGACAGAAAAGAGCAUCAGCAUGCUGGAGUUUAAGCUGGGCGUCAUGUGCCAGAACUCCAUUGCCACCAAGCUCAUUGUGGUGGAGUACCGUCCCCUGGAGCAUCCCCACCCAGGCAUCCUGCAGCUGAAGGAGUCUGUGUCUUUUGUGAGCUGGAAGGGAGAGAAGUCCAAACAUUCUGGCUCCAAGUUCUGGAAGGCCUUGCGCUUGGCUCUGCCCCUGAGAAGUCUGAGCGCCAGCUCGGGCUGGAAUGAGAGCUGCUCUUCUCAGUCUGACACCAGUCUGGAUCAUGUUCAGAGGAGAAGUCGUUUGAAAGAGCCCCCAGAACUCCGGAGCUUAGAGCGGGUGUCUGGAGCACCGCCAGCCCCUGGCAUCAUGUCCAAGCACAGAGGGAAGCCCUCAGCCGCCUGUCGCUGCUGUGUCACCUACUGUGAAGGAGAAAGUCACCUCAGGAGCAAGAGCCGGGCAGAGAUGCAUACCCAACCCCAGUGGGAAACACACCUCUGUAAGCCUGCUUUCCAAGAGUCCGAAAGUCAGUGGCUACAAAACAGCACCAGACCCGAGCCCUCUCCCCAGAUCUCAACUCUUGCACUGCACCAUUUUACAGAUUUAUCCAAUAACAAUGACUUUUAUAUCCUAUAAUCACUUUAUGUGGAGGGUGGAGGCUGUUAUUUCUACUAACUCUCUGGGUCACAAACCUUGGGGAAUAAUUGACAUUUAUCAUCUAAUAGACUAUCAGAUUUAUAUCCCUUUUAUUGAUUUCUAAAAACUAUUUAUUUUUAGGAGACAAAAGACCGGAAGCACCUGAAUGCAGUUAUUGCCUCUAACGGCCUCGGAAGAGCACACUCUUCUCGGGCCCUAGAAGGUCAGUAUGGAAAAGUUGCCUAGCGUCUGAUCUUGCCCCAUGGUUCAAAAGCAGCUGAGAUCUGGUGUUUCCUUACGCUAUGGGUCAUCUAAGUGUGCUUGGGCUUUGAUACUGGGUACCCCAGGGAACAGGGCUUUGACAUUCACAUGGUGUGUCUACCCAAGGGAACAGGGCUUUGACACUCACAAUGAGUGUGUACCCAAGGGAGCAGGGCUUUGACACUCAAAAUGAAUGUGUGUACCCAAGGCAGUGACUUGAAAAAGAGCAGGUUUUUGUGGACACUGUAGGAGAACAUUCAGUAGCAAACAUACAGCACAUUUUGCUCCCCUCCCCGAUCAAACCUUCUGAGAGGAAUCCAAGCUUCCUAUUGCCUCCCUGUAAAUAGUGUACUCUCAACUUCCUAAUGCUGUCACUAUCAAUAAAGGUAUAUUUUUAUGUCAUGUCUUUUGUGCUAGCAGAUUUUUAAUGCCCUCUCCUUAUUUUGACUUUUCUGGCUUUUAUAUUCAAAUCUAAAGAAUAUUCUGAUUCAGUAAAUUGAGAUUUAGAUUAGGUAGGAAAGCUAAGGGGGUCAUUUUGCUUUGUUUUGUUUAUUUUCCUGAUGUGUAUCGGAAGUUUAUGAAAGUACCAGAGACACCAAGUGGGGCUUAUGUGAGGAUCUUGCUUUGUUCAAAUCACAGCAGAAAUAUUUAGUAUCAGAAUGGAACUGUAGGUAGAGUUUGCUGCCUCCAUCCUUUAUUCAUGAUUCUGAAAGGGGUUUCUAAGUUCACAUUCCUCCGAGGGUCAAAGGUAGCAGAAGUGGAAGGAAGGGGAUAGAUGUAAGUUUAACUUCCAGGCACUUCAUCAGAGGAUAGAGUGCAGGUUCACAAUGUGUCUUUCUGCACACAUUUACAUGACAGCAAAAGGUACAUGGCACAUUACUAUAAAGUUGGGGUCCUAUCAAGAUCCCUUGAAGUUACGGUGUUCACUCAGCUCUGUUUAGUUGUUGCUACUGAAUUAGACUCUGCUUGACAAAUUGUUCAGUUUCUUGUAUGAGGUAUAAAACAUUAAUAUUUGAAUGUGUACUUUCAAUUAUGUCCUGAUUUAAAUGUGUAAAAAAUAAAGUCACAGAGUAAAACAAGACAAAAUAAAAACCAACCAAACAAUUAAAGAACAACAAAAAACCCUUCAUUUGUGAGAUAUAUUCAUACAAAUGUAUGUAAUUUCAGAGCAAAAGUCUUCAGUCAAAGAAUGUAUGCUGAAACAGGGACACAAGUGCCAUGGGCAACACUAACCUUGAAUAAAGUAGGUUGGCUAUGAGAACAUAUGGGAAAUGUGUACUCCCUCUCCAUGCUGAAAACAUCUGGCCUUUAUAAUAGGGUUUAUCUGAUGAAUCCUCCAGCUCAGGACACAGCUGAGAAUCAGUGUAUGUUCUUGCAGCUUAAACAGAAGUAAAUAAAAAACACUAGCAGACAACAUUCAAUGUCAACAGUCACCUUCAGUAUAGCAGCCCCUUGCUGCUAGUGAGCUUGGUCCAGAAGUAGCCUCUCAGUCAAAUGCAAAGGGGGUGGCAGAGAGAUAAAACACAAAGAACACGCCCUGUCUAAUACACUACUCACUAUGGAAUGUCUUCCUAGAUGUGCAACUCAACAGAAAUGACUCAGCACAACCAAAGAUCUCAUUUCAUGUUACAUCAUUUCCUGCAGAGAUGUUCAAAGGCCUCAGCUUAGGGGCCAGAAAAUGGGUAAUACACAUGACUUCAAAUUCUAUGAGGAGAGAAAAGGCUGUUAUCCAAAUUAGUCUUGUUUCUUAUUAACAUACAAACUUUAAAAUAUCUUUGGAAAUUUUUAUAAAUUACUUUUGUCACCUAUGCACAAUAACUUAAAUCCUUUUAAAUGUACCCUUUGAGAAUUUUACACAUGAAGCUAGAGAUGUAUCAGUGAUUGAGAGCUCUUACAGAGGAACCCAGGCUUGGUUCGCAGCACCUAAAUGGUGACUCAUAACUGUCUGUAGCCCAAAUUCUAGAGAAUCCAAUGACUCUUGACUUCUGAGGACAACUAUACACAUGUGGUGCACAUACAUUGAGUUAGUACACAAAAUCAAAGUAAAUAAGUAUUAAAGAUACAAAGAAAAGUGCAUGCAUGUAUACAAGGAAAGUUGAUAUAUCCACCUCUAACCUCCAUUUCCCUUUAGGAAUUCUCUCUUGAUCCUGACAGCAAGUCCCCCUACCAAAUUUAAGCCUUAAAAAUAAUUGCACACCAAUCCCAGCUACCAGUGUGUAUAUGGAUAUAGGACCACCAACUGAAACACAGGCUAUUACCAGUGCUACUGCUCCAGAGAAGGAUGACUCUUCCUAAACCCUGGUUGCUCAACAGCUCCUCUGCCAUUCAUGGUAGAAUGUGGUUGGCUUCUGCAGGUAACCACAGCUGCUCUGAGUUUGUGAGUGCAAAACAUGUCACAUCUAGAAGAAAGUACUUCACCCAAUCCUUCCUAUUCUACAGCUCUUAGAAUUUUUUUCUGCCUCCUCGUUAACAGUAUUCCUUAAGCCUUGACAAGGUGACUAAUAAAGUAACCCUAUUUAAGAUUGAUUACUCACAAUUGUUUGUUAUUAUGUUGACUAGUUAUGAGUAUCUGCAUUUACUCCAUCCUACUGCAAAAAGUUUUUCUGACUAGCAGAGGUAUGUGGUUAUAAAUAUAAAUAUUUUGAAGGCAAUUUGUUUGACAAUGUGACCAUUUAACAACAUAACAUAUCUAAGACCUAUGUAUCUCCCCAACCAUGGAAUUUGACCAGAUUUUAAUACCAGAAAUGUAUUCAAUACCAGACAUGUAGCAGUCGUCAAAUCCAAUCAGAAAGUAGUUGGUUACCCCAUAAAUAUCAUGUCAUUAUUACACUAGUGGUUAUAUCUUGCCUGGGAGGUUGGUAUUGUAUCAUGUAUGGAUUAGUGCUGAGUAAAACAAUUAAUAUCUUUUAUCUCCAGUAGCCUGCAAUAGCACCUUCUGACCCUAUGAGAUCUAGUCUGUAGAGAGAAAGUUUCCUGGCGUAAGACUGAUUUCUCUAAAUCCUGCAGGCAAAGUCCUUAGAAUCAUCUUCUUAAGAGGAAAAUUAAAAUAAAGAACUAAAGGCACAGUGGUAUGGAUAUGAAAAUACUAGUUCUUUUAAACAACAGAGUAAUUUGAGUAUUCUCAAAGCUAAUUUUUGAUAGUGAUUUUCUUUGAAGAUGUAAGUACAGGGGGUUAGCAACAUAAAGUCAUAUUUUGGGGCAUUUGGCUAUCUAAGAAUCUGAAAGAUAAUGACCUAGAGUUUCAACAUAUGAAGAAAGACUCAAAUAUUAACAUUAUUCUUUGCCCUCUCAUGCUACAAUAAAGUGAUAGUCAGUGUCAUGUAUUUCAAUGAUGCAAAUAACGAGUAAUCUUACUUAUGGGUCAUUAAUUUCUAUCAUUGAAAUGGCAUAAUUGUUGGUUAAGUAGAAAUGCCAUUAUGUAAGAAAUAUUUUUCUAGUUAGGAUCAUGAAUUUAAACUCAAGCCCAGUCUUACUUCUCUGUUUCCUCAUGGACUAUGAUCUCUCUGAGCCUUGGUGUCCUGCUAGCCAAAAUGGAAGUAAUAAUUUUGAUCUCCCUGGUUGUUCUGAGCAUUAAGUGGCAUGCUACAAGCUUCAUGCAUAUGAAACACUUAUUUUUUAAAAUGUCCUAAUUCACCACAGAACAAGAAACUAUAUCCUUAAUGAGUUGCUGUCCCAAUGGGACAGAUAGUGAUAGACUUUGGCCUCUAACCUGGACUUCUAACACAAUUUUCAGUGUCAGCUCUCAAAUCAACCCUGGUACAUGCAUGUGAAAGAAUUUGUAUUCCAAGAAUUCUAAGGGGAACUAAUUUAUCUCAACCAUGUAUAGCAAAAUAUAUAAAGCAGGUACAUUAGCGUUCUCUAUAGGAACAAAAAAAAAAACAGAAUGGAGUGUGUUUGUACGAGGGAGAGUUCUAUUAGAGUGAAUUAUAGGCCAUGGUCCAGGUAGUUCAGUAAUGGCUGUCUCCCAGUGGAAAGGCCAAUAAUUUGGUAAUUACUCAGUCCACAAGACUGGAUAUCUCAGCAAUCCCAAUCUGGUGCUAGAGUCAUACAUUUUUAAAGAGCUGCUGGUCUUUAGACUACAUUGGAAUUUUGUAGAAAUGGGUUCUACUACCAAUGUAAUGGGGUGGGAAAAUUGUCAGCAACAGUAUAGAUGGGCUUGCCAGUGAGAGUGAAGGCAAACAGGCAAAAAGCAAAUGCUUCCUUCUUUAAUGUACUUUUAUGUUGACUUCCACCAGAAAGUGUGGCCCAGAUUUAGUAUGAGUCUUUGCACAUCACACAUGAUCUAACCAAGACAAUCCCUCACUGGUGUGACCAGCUGCUUGGGUUUUAGUUGAUGCUGGAUGUAUUCAAGUCAACAACCAAGAUUGGUUGUUACAAGAAAGCUCUACACAGGGGUGUAUUAUAUCAAGUAUCUAAUGGAUCAUCUAAACUUGCUGUAUUAUGAUUUUAUGUAACUUUAUUUUUGUAUAUAUUAACUUUAAAAAACUAGAAUUGUGUCCUCUGGACUUUAAAAUCAUAUUUUAAAUUUCCCCAAGGCAAAUAUAGAAGUGUAUUCCCUGUGUACAUUAAAAAGAGAAUUUAAGUUUUUGAAACUGUGAUACACAUGUUAUGAGUUCCAGAGUGACCUCUUCUUACAACUACUAAUACCUCCAGUGAUUGUAUAUUUGCUUCCAGAUAGGUGAUUUUGAAGUGGUUGGUUAAACUAAGAUGCCAAUCUAGAAGUAACAAAUUCAUUAUUACAACAUGCACAAAGUAAAUAACUCAUGUGAUAAUGGUUGCAAACUUUUGUGUAUCUGAGAGUCCCUUUGGGAGCACUUCCACACUGAAGACAUGAAAGCAGUUCCUUUACUACCAUGGCUCUUUCAUAAGUUGGGAGCACGGUCUAGGAGUUCAGCUUAUUCAAGUGUACCCUUUGCAAUUUGAAUAAGGUAGGUACCCCAUGAGUCUCACUUUGAAAAUUAUUACCUACAAAACUGUUUAACACUUUCCUUAUUUCCUAUAGGGUGGCUCAUAUUGUAAGUGAGAAAGACUUAAUGUACCCUCACCUUUCCAAGAUGUAUCCUUUGAAUUUUUCUUAUCAGAACCAUUUUUACUCACACAGAAAUCCACAUUUCUUGCUGUUACCAAAAGGAACUUAACGAGUAUCACAAAGGCGGGGCAAAGCAUCACUUAAACUUCUCAGGUGAUUCUGAUGCACAAAUUGUUUCAGAACCGUUAAUUUUUACCUCUCUUUUACCCUUGUAGGCUCUGAUUUUCUCCAGCCAAGGAGGACUACAAAUCAUCCUUUUAACAAAGUGUUUGCAGGCAAUAGCUGAAAAUAAAGGGUCUGUUUAGCCCUUGGAAUUGUCUCAGCACAAGCAAACAAUCAAAUAGAGUGGUUGGUAGAGUGCAUUUAUCAUCUAUGAACUAUUUAACACUGCUCUGUGGAAGUUGGUGGGAGUGUUCCAGCCAUCAUCGCUACUAGAGUAAGAUAAGCUAUGCUGGACUGAGAUUUCAAUAACUUCCCAUCAUACAUCUUAUUUUUGUGAUGCUAAACAUCCAGCAUAGGGGCUUGAAGUUUUGUGUCCUUGCCAUGUGAAAUGUGUAGCUUGCAGUUGCCCUAUAAUUGAGCUUAAUUGACACCCCUUAUUUCCUUUCCCUUAUAUUUUAUUAACUAGAACUAUCUCCAAGGUCCUCAUAGGUUCGUAUAGAAGUCUACAAAAUAUAUUCUACUGUCACUAGGAAAGGAAAAUUACAUUGAACUUUAUGAACACAUAGCAUUAUCUUCUUCCACAAAUGAGAUGAGAUAUUUAGAUAUGGUGAUGAAGCAAAGAAGGACCUCCUAUCUUCUUUCUGUUACUUCAUAUAAUAAAACAACGAGAGACUCUGAUGCUCACGUCCAACCUGAGUAUGUCAAGUUAUCAAGAUGAAUGCUCAUACAGAAAAGAAUAAAGCUGGCAACUAAGUGCUCCCUAAAUGAAAGUUGUUAAUAGACUGCAUUACAAUAGUGACAGUUUCUGGUUAAUAAGAAGCAUGUUUUAAGUUGAAAGUGGUCAUGUUGGCUUACUUUCCAUUUAGUGGCUUUAGUGAAUGUGAUGCUCAAACUGUCUGCAAAUGAGGUGUUGCAUUUUGGAAAUUCUGGGAGCCUCAGAAGAAUUGAACACAUUUAGAACACAACAGAGCAUGUAACAUGGUCAUUAGAAAGCAUCAUUGAUCCAUUUAUCUAAAGAGUUAAACAGGGAAUUCAAACUGAUGAGCUCGGUGGAGUCUAGUACCCAUGGCUUUCAUGGAGUCUGUGACUACUCUCCUCGUAUUUUCUCUCUGUCUGGUUGGGCUCUAUUGCCAUUAAGUAUUUGAACUUUUAUGUGUUUUCCCUAAUGCACACAGUAUUAUUUGGUAAUAAUUAAAAAUUUCCCUUAGUUUGAAGAAAAUUAAUGUUUCAAAGUCUUGAUACAUGUGAGCAAACUGUAGUGUUGAACAAAGAAAAAAAUUGUUUCUUAGUGUCAUGGGGAAAUUACUCAUUACUCAAAAUUCUUCUAAGAAUAGUUCACAGAGUUUUGCCUUGAGCACUGUAAACAUUUAAAAAUACUAAAAUGUAGAGAAUGAAUUUCUGAAAGGUGUACAUGGAUAUGAAGAUGGAAAUUUUCAAACAAUAUCUACUAGCAGAUCAUGAGCUGUACUCUCUCCCUGGAUGACUGUUAUUUCAAUACUUCAUCACUAUAUGUAGAACAAUUUUGAACCCCAUGUAGUGGAUCAUUCCCCCAGUUUUAAUACUCAGGAGGCAAAAGAAAAAAGAUUGUGAGUUGGAGACCAGUCUGUGCUACAGAGUAAAUUCCAGGCAACCUGGGUUAUAGAGUGAGACCAUACCCUCCAAGAUAGAAGACUAAAACACCUGAUUUUCGUUUAUUUAACUCACUGAAUUAUUUAUCAAUUGUGACAGCUGAGCCACAGGAUUGCUGUGUUUUAGAUGUCGGGGUAAGUGGUUCUGAGCCAAAAGUGAACUUAGUCUUUGAGGCCAAUUGUUCAUACCUGUGGAGUGCCCCAGACAGACAAAUCUCCCCCAAAUGAUUGAUAUUCUUGAUCUCAUAAAGGAUGAUGGCCUUAAGGGCCUUUACAAAUUUUGGAGAGGAGUCAAUGAAAAUUAAGUAGUAAUAUCUUGUAUGUGUGGAAUGAAAGCGCAAAACAAACACUAAUAUUACAGAUAAUAUUCUUCCUCCUUAAAGUAUAAAACUUGAAACUCAUUGCCAAAUGCUAGGAGUCAAUUCAUUGUUCAAAGGAUAAAGAAAUCUUUUAGCCUUUCUAGUUCUUUACUUUCAUAAUGUUUGUAUUCUGUUUAUGAGAUAAGGAGAGAAUAACAGUAAAGCACAUAAAAUUACAAAAGUAAAUAGAGUCACUAACCUGGAUAGCCAAAGAAGACAAUAGUAUUGGUGUUAUUAUUUUCAUAUGAUCAAUCUGCUGAAACAGGAAAGAGUGUAUAAAAUCCAGUCACUUGAUUAUUGACAAAUUUCACUAAAUGACUUCUAAGAAAAAACUGAAGAAUACACGAGGACAAUCAAGCCACCUUUCCCUAGUUCUAAGCACCAGAAUGAAAGGAAAAAUAAUCUCUUUGGUAUCAACUAGAGUACAGUGUUGUGUGGGUCUUAGGGCUUGGGAACAACAUAAGACAGUCAUUUCCAUUGCAAGCUUGAUAUUAUAUAAAAUUUUACUUUGAAGUCAGGACAUAUGAUUUGGGAUAUCAAUUAUUAUAGUGAAUGUGCAUUUCAAUAGCACAUGUUUGCUCUCAAAUUCUCAGUACUUCAUGUUAAGUGAAAAUAUUAUCUACCUCAUUGAAUUGUUGUAAGGGUAAAAUUAUUCAAUAAAUGUGAACUUCUGAAACCUGUAA